CCUGUUCAGUUGUAAACAAUAUGUCAGAUAAAUAGACCACUGCAUGAAAUGAAUCCUUUGCUCAAACAGAAACGUCAACGAGUUCCGUAUGGCGAUGUUUGGGAUAAGCCAUUUAUAUAUCUUGGAGUAACAUAUUGCAAUGCUAAUUUAAAUAAAUCAUUUUCUAAAAAUGUAAUUUUAGCAUUAGAUAUUUUAUCAGAAAAACUCCAAGAUAAUCUGUAUGUUGGAGACUCGUUGUGCGAUAUUUAUCAGGGGACAUCAGCAGUGCUAAUGAAUGCAAACGGAGAUGUCAAAUCUAUCGUAGAUGUUCGACAAAGGAAAGCAGUAGAAAGUCUUGUAGAAUUCGUUAAAAACUUGGAUGACGGUAGAAAACAUGCACAGUGUCUCCUAGAAAUGGUUAAUAAGAAGGAUGAAGCAACUAUUCAAGCAGUUUUGGCCUGUCAUCUUUUCUCUCCUCUCUUAUCUGAGGGAAAAGUGUUUGUGGAUCGUACUAACCGGAAUCCAAGGAAAAAUUCCAGUGAUACAUUUCCUACUGUUGGUACUAGUACAGAUCCAAAUGAUGAUCCUUUAAAAGUUGAAUGUCCAUUCUGUAAAAAGGCUAACAUAAAAGCAGACAACACAAAUUUUGGUUGUGUAGAUAUGUGGCAUGGAAGGGCAGAUAUUGUUGUUAAAGGAGAUAAUGGUUCUAUGCAAGAAAUCAUUAAAAUUGCUGUUGAUGAACAUGAUGAUGAGGAAGGUCAAGGUGAACCUGCAUCAAAAAGAGCAAAGAUGGAUGAAGAUAUAGAUCUUUGGUAUAGUCUGGCAGAGGUGAAAACAGAUAUAGAGGGUUCAGUUACUUCAGAUCUUCGUGAAACUCAAGAUUAUGUACAGGCAAUAAGUCAGACAAUUUUAAAUUCAUUUUUGGCAGUAAAACUCAACAAAGGUUUAAGAAGUCAUUUGAUUCCAUCUUUUUUUGUUUCCCCUAAGUAUAUUUACAUCAAUUUUUACAAUGUUGAAAAGGAUAUUUUACUCGUGCAAGAUCACCCAAUUAAAAUUUUUGACAAGGAUGGUGUGAAUUAUUGGGCAAUUCUCUCUGUUUGGAUGGCAUUGAAUUUUGAAAAAUUUCCUUGUGAGUUUCAAGGAGAUGCUUCAAAAAAGUCUGGUUUUCAGAAUUGGCUGCAAAAGCAUGGUGUUCUUGAAAAAUAUAAGAAUGAGAUCACAUGUAAAUAUACUGCUGCCAGAAAGCCAGCACAGGAAAAAACAAACAGCACAGUGAACCCUAUGAGAGUUGCUGAAUUGUUCAGGAAACUGAUUCAAGGUGAAAAUGAUGGUACAACUUGAAUGUGUAAAACAUAAAAACCAUUUUUCUAUACGCCUGUCGAAGAUGGGACAUAAAUUGGUAUACCAAUGUCUGUCUAUCAACACUUCUUAUGAUGACUGAAGUUGACUGUAACCAAUUCUCAUAUAAUCUGAAGAAUGAUUGUAGGUUUAAAUUAACAGGCAGCAACUUUUAAAAAUCAAUGUAAGUGUGUUAGGCAUAUUAGGUGAGGUCUUAUUUUAGCAUAAAUCAAUACUUCAGUCUCUGUGUUAAUUUAAAGAUAUAUUUAUAUUUUUACAUGUGUAUUCCUAUCGAAUGAAUUUUGAGCUACUUGCAUUUGAGAUUUAUUUAUUUACGACUAUUGGAUCACACAUUUACUGAGUCAAAUUAUUUUGAUUGUGAAUUUAAGAUUACAGAUGGUUAAAACAUACUUUUAAAUAUCAACCUAUUGUGAUAUGGUUCUGCAUUUUUUAUGCUUCCUUUGCAGUACAUCUUAUUUUAAGGCUUUUGUUUGAUUGAACACAUGACAAAUCUUAAUUUAAUUUAUUGAAACUUUUCAGGUGGUUUUAUUAUUUGAAUUUGAUUGUCAAGUUAUAGAAAUUGUGUUUCUCAUAAGAAGUCAUAUAUGUGUAAUCUGGAGCGUUUUGACAACAUAAAUAUAUUUAGCAGACUUUUAAAAUCUUUUCUUUCAUCAUGAUGUGCUUAUUCUAAGUUUAACCGUGCAAUUAAUGUGUGUAUGUGAAAAAAAAUCAAAUAAGCAACUCACUCUCACCCUCUUACAUAACCUAACAAAGAAAUAUCACCUUAAAUAUAGUAAUUCCACUUUUAUCUCGAAAGACCUUAUGACUUUUUAUACGCAAGUUUAAGUACGUAUUAUUGUAUACUGUUGAUCGUCUGUCCAUCCAUCUGUCCAUCCGUUGUCAACAUGUCCGACAUAAGCUCAAAAACGCUUUAACCAAUAUGCAUGAAACUUUGGUGAGCGCCCUUUUGUUUUUUAUAAAUACGGAUUUACCAUUUCCAAGUUUUGGGGUUUUAUUCAUAAAAAAAGGGGGGAUUUUCCAGUUUUCGGACAAUAACCCAUAAACAAUUUCACCAAUUUGCAAGAAACUUUGGUGAAUUAUUUAUUCUAUCGACAUAAGCUCCCUUUUGAUUUUUAUAAAUUUUAGACCAUACUUUUUCGAUUUAUGGGGUUUUAUUCAUUACAAAAAGACGGAUUUUCCAGUUUUCGGAUAAUAAGUCAAAAAUGCUUUUAGCAUUUUUUAUGAAACUUUAGUAAAUUGUUUAUAUCCAUUGUUGUAAGCUCCCUUUUGAUUUUUAUGAAUUUAAGAUUUAACGUUUCACAGUUAUAAGAUUUUAUUCAUAAAAAAGGGGUAAUUUUCAAGUUUUUAGACAAUAUCCUUAAAGUACUUAGAGCAGUUUUCAUUAAACUUUGAAGACUGAUUCAUAUCUAUUAAGAUAACCUCCCUUUAGUUUUUUAUAAAUUUCUGAUAUAACAUUGUAAAGUUAUUGUUUGUUUAUAGUCUGACAACAGAUUUACUAAGUAUUGCGCAACAGCACAAGUGUAUUGCACAAGAAAUCUUAAAUUGAAUAUAAAUUUAAUUCAUAAAACCAAUUUCAAGUUCUUUGACUACAUUUAUUCAGAAACCUAUAAUAUGUCAAAUAUUUAAUUACAGUCUAAAUUCACACCUGUAUCGAGCGCGAAUAUUGUGUCCCUUUUGCCCCAACUGUUCAGGGUUGGACCUCUGCGGUUGUAUCCAGCUGCUCUCAGCAAAGCAAUUUAUUGAAGUUUUAUUAUCUUUCUUAAACUAUCCUAGAUUUCUACUUGGACAGAAGCUUGUUUAUGCUCAUAAGAUACAAAAUGAAGUAUGCUCAUAAGAUACAAAAUGAAGUAUCAGGAAGUAAAUUUAAAAUAUGAAAUCCUUGUACUUUAUUUAUAAAUGGACUUAGUUUUUCUGCCAUUUAACAUUACAUUCACUGACUCUGCGUUUUAAGUUCAAAAUUUUUAUUAAAUUUCUAAAAGUAUAUUUCUCAUAAAAUGAUUUUGAUAAUUUAUUUGUCAUUUGUUUAUUUUUAGUUUCACUCUACAUGGUAUUUUUGAACAGAUAUUUGUUCAGUUUUAUGCAUGGCCAGUCUAGAAUAUUACAUAUGAUUCAGUGUUAAUAAUUUGUAUAUAAGCUUUUAUUUUGUUACAUCAUAAUAAUUUUUACAACUUUGUAUUUUGUCUGCUUUUAGGCAUUAUUGUUCAUGGAAUCUUUUGUUUAUUUUUUUUAUUGAAUUAUGUACAAUAUUUAUUUGCUACAACACUAAAUGAAUUAGAAACGUAUUUACAAAUAAAGUGACCACAAUGAGAAAUGAGACAUUCAUGUAAUUUUUUUUAAAAUUGCUCUCAUUCCAUAGAUAAGAAUCUCCAAACGUCUGCAAGGUCAUGAUGUCUUUUAUAUCAGUAUAUAUUGAUUGAUCAUUGCAAGAAAGUGGUGUGUAUUGAAUUUAAAUUCAAGUAGAUCAUUUUAACUAUAAUGAAAUGGUUGAAGUUGAAUAGUGUUAACAAACUCUUAAAGAAAUAAAAAUAAGGUUAUCAGUAUAAAUGUAAAUAAAUAUAUAUCUUGAUGAGAAAUUUUGUACUAUAUAAGCCAUGUUACUGUUUAGAGAUAAUGAUAUGCAAAUAAAUGUACUGCUUCUAAACAGAAACUUUGAUUAUUUGGAAAAAAACUCACAUUCUGAAUUAUGAAACAGCUAUUCAUAAUCAUCAUUUAUCAAAUUUUAAUAAUUAUUCUCACAAUUUUGUCACUUGUUCAACAAAAGCAAUCAUAAAUGUGCAAAAACAUUUCUGAAUUUAUAUUAUUAUAAAAUCGUAUGGCUUGUGACAAUGAGAAAAAACCCAAACUGUAAAGUCAGUUAUAAAAGGUCUAUCCAUGAAAAUAUAUGGAACAAAUGCAAUAAACCUAUACAUAAAUG
This is a messenger RNA of Mytilus californianus (California mussel), 4252 nucleotides long. RefSeq lists its product as uncharacterized. The record is from RefSeq and is a predicted model, not a curated record. The transcript has 3 exons. The coding region runs from base 49 to 1320 and encodes 423 amino acids. NCBI's taxonomy places the organism in Eukaryota, Metazoa, Mollusca, Bivalvia, Mytilida, Mytilidae.